Messenger RNA from Rhagoletis zephyria (snowberry fruit fly), 543 nucleotides. Its product is annotated as THO complex protein 7-like. Gene Ontology annotation, cellular component: THO complex part of transcription export complex. The record is from RefSeq and is a predicted model, not a curated record. Gene Ontology annotation, biological process: mRNA processing; mRNA export from nucleus. NCBI's taxonomy places the organism in Eukaryota, Metazoa, Arthropoda, Insecta, Diptera, Tephritidae.
GAAAAUUGUGUUUACUUUGAGCCCAGGCGCUUGAUAAUUUGUGUGCAGUCUUUCUGCAAAAAAGUUUAAUUUAUUAUGUCUGACGAGGAUAUAAUUAAACGCCGCUUAUUGAUUGAUGGAGAUGGCACUGGUGAUGAUCGCCGGCUUAACAUGCUUCUUAAACAAUUCUUGAAGUGGACUUUCUCCAAAAAUGAUUCACCGGAAAACAAUCAAAUAAUCUAUGAUCGCCUGCUGGCACAAAUGGCACAAUGUGAGUUCGCUGCUGCGAAAACCGACUACACUUCUAAGAUGAUACAAGAAGAGUUAAAAAACUAUGCAAAGUUAUCCGACUCCAUUGAAAAAAGUAUUGAAUUAGCUAAAAACGAAAUAGAAGAAAGUAAACUUGAACUCGUAUUAGCAAAGCAGAUACGCAAAAAUAAAAUGGAGUACGAUAUGUUGGCAAAGGUGAUUAAGGAACAACCUGACCGUAAAGAUACCACGAAACAGAUAGAUGCACUUAAAAAAGAUCUUGCUGAGUUGAUGGAAAAGAAAAUUNAUAAUUAG